AUCAUUUUACUCUCAUUUGCCUCUCAUUGUGCCCCGUUCCCUCGCAGGCAUCAGUGGGCAGCUCUCCCAGCACGGCCUCUCCGUCUCCUUGCACACGUCCUACGAGGGCGCCCUGCUCGACUCCUUCCACCUGGAGCUGCUGGAAAUCCGGGAAUCCCAGAAAUCCCGGGAAUGUGGGGGCUUUGGGGGCUUUGGGGGGUUCCGGCUGGGCCGGCACUCCAUCCCGCCCUGCGUGCCCCUGCAGGGCCUGGCCGGGCGCCUCCUGCCCCACCGCCCUCGGCAGUUCCUGGCCGUGCUCUGGCAGCAGCUCAGCGCCCUCGGCCACAGGAGGCGGCAGCUCCAGCUGCUCCAGGAGGAAUUUCCCGAGUGCAUCCGAGGCACUCCCUGCAGCAACUCCCUGUGCAACCUGCUGAGCUUCCGCUGCCGCCUUCCCGGCCACAAGCCGGGGAAUGUUCUGGAAUUCCGGGCCCGGCUCCUCUACGGGGACCCCCUGAGGAGCCUCCCCACGACGUCCCAAUUUUUUCAGCCCCAAA
Messenger RNA from Camarhynchus parvulus, 533 nucleotides. Its product is annotated as atherin-like. The transcript has 2 exons. The annotation marks the transcript as partial. The record is from RefSeq and is a predicted model, not a curated record. NCBI's taxonomy places the organism in Eukaryota, Metazoa, Chordata, Aves, Passeriformes, Thraupidae.